Messenger RNA from Striga asiatica, 1110 nucleotides. NCBI's taxonomy places the organism in Eukaryota, Viridiplantae, Streptophyta, Magnoliopsida, Lamiales, Orobanchaceae. The record is from the annotation of a GenBank genome assembly.
AUGACCCCUUUCAGUGAGAAGGUUCCAAUGAUAACCCGUGGUGAACACCAAGGCCGCCCACGGAUAGAUAGUGUCGGUUACCAAGAAAUACGUUGCGUUCGGGUCGGAUCGAAACAUUUUCCCGACAAAUUCGUCAACAUGGCCCAUGAAAUCGCGCAAUAUGGUAUUCCAAUACUCCACAAAGUGGAGCUCCCGAUCGUAUUCCAAAGGCAAACCAUCAGUAAUAGUCGUGUAGCGAAUGUCGAGUCCCGACUCUCGGGAUUUGGAAAAGGGAUCGGCUUUAGUGUUGCCGUUAGUGUUGGUGUGGGAUUUGGACAAUCGUUGGUCAACAAAUUCGAGAUGAGCGAAAGUUAUGCUCUUUAUCCUCUCGGCAAUCGAAUUCCGAUCAACCAAAAUCCCUUCACACAAACUAAUCCCGAUCUUCCAAUCAUCGACCACCAACUUCCUAUUAUUAAGUUGAUCGAAUGCUAUCGGGUAACAUAUCAUGGGCACGCCACACCAUAUGCUCUCCACAGUCGAAUUCCAACCACAGUGCGUGAGAAAUCCACCGAUCGCAGGGUUCAAAAGAACCCUAAUUUGAUCACACCAUGGGACCACCAACCCUUUAUCCUUAGCCUCGUUUUCGAACCCAAAGGGCAAGGCAUUAGCAUCAAGAGUGUCGAGGAUACCUUCUCGAAUAGCCCAUAUGAAGCCAUAAGCUAUUUCUUCAAUAGUCUCCUUGCUAGUGUGAACAAAGCUACCAAACGAGACGUAAAGAACCGAGCCAGGAGACUUGGACUCGAGCCACCGAGUGCAUCGCGCAAUAUGAUCUCCCAAUACUCGUCAAAGCGGAGUUCACGGUCGAAUUCCAAUGCGUAUGUCGGGACCCGACUAUCGGGCUUUGGAAAACGGGUCGGGUUUAGUAGUGCCGUUAGUGUUGGUGUGGACUUUGGACAGCUGAUGGUCAACGAAUUCGAGAUGAGCGAAAGUUACGGUAAAGCCCUUGGAGGCGAGCUUGAGGGCAAGAUUUAUGAAGGGGUUAAUGUGUCCUUGUCAUCAGCUGUGCCUAUCCAAAGGGACAAACUCAGGCGGUUGCACUUGGAGGCAAUUCUUGCAGACCACGAAAAAUGA